Galeopterus variegatus (Sunda flying lemur) is the source of this 1471-nucleotide messenger RNA. It is a transcript of the gene IER3IP1, whose product is annotated as immediate early response 3 interacting protein 1. Gene Ontology annotation, biological process: endoplasmic reticulum to Golgi vesicle-mediated transport. Bases 57 to 305 code for a protein of 82 amino acids. The transcript is spliced from 3 exons. NCBI's taxonomy places the organism in Eukaryota, Metazoa, Chordata, Mammalia, Dermoptera, Cynocephalidae. The record is from RefSeq and is a predicted model, not a curated record. Gene Ontology annotation, cellular component: endoplasmic reticulum membrane; COPII-coated ER to Golgi transport vesicle; Golgi membrane.
UCCCCUGCGGCGGCUGGAAAGGAGUCAGUUGGGCGUCUGGGCGACUCUGGGUGGCUAUGGCCUUUACUCUGUACUCGCUGCUGCAGGCGGCCCUGCUCUGUGUCAACGCCAUUGCCGUGCUGCACGAGGAGCGCUUCCUCAAGAACAUUGGCUGGGGAACAGACCAGGGAAUUGGUGGAUUCGGAGAAGAGCCAGGAAUUAAAUCUCAGCUAAUGAACCUUAUUCGAUCUGUAAGAACUGUGAUGAGAGUGCCAUUGAUAAUAGUAAACUCAAUUGCAAUUGUAUUACUUUUAUUAUUUGGGUGAACAUCAAUGAGGGAAAUGGAGACUCAGAAGAGGAGAUGCGAGCAGAAGUUAUGACUUCAGUCAUUAUUGGAAUAUUCAUAUCUUAGCAGGCCAGUCUUGCACUUGAAAAAAAAAUGUAAAGCUGACAAUAAAACCAGAGUUCCCAUUUAUCUAAUUUUUUUUAAUGUUGCACUUGUAAUUUCAUUACAAAAAGAUCAGAUCAUCAGAGACAGUAACUCUCCAAGAUUGGAAUGUAUUUGAUUGCUGACUGUUAAUAAUAGUCCAUAUUAUGGUAAAGAUUGUUUAAAGGGUAUAGGACUGUUGCUUCUGGUUUUUCUUUAGAUAUUUUUCUAUGUUUCACUUCUCAGGGAUGAAUUUUUUUCCAAAGUUUUGAAGUUCCUUGUGACUUAGCUAUCACAUGAGAGUGAUUAUCCCCCUAGAUAAAACUUAAAGGAUUUUUUAAAAGUAAUUACAUAUAAAGUGAUAAGUAGGUAAUUUGGAUAAUUUUAUUUUGAACUCUUUGGUUAAAUAUUUUGUCUAUAUGUUGUCUUGGCUAUAAGGAAUUUGAAUUUAUAGACACUGUUGAGUAGCAAUACUCUCUGAUUUCAGGGAGGUUCUAAUUUUCUAAGUCAGUCACAUGAUAAUUGUGUUUGUGUUUUGUUUUGUUUUGCAUGGAUUUGUUACUUUACUAAUUGGCCUCAAUGAUGAAACAAGACCAGUAUCUACAUAUUUUCAUUGGUAGAGAAAUCUGUGUAGAAAAGUUUGUGCCCUUUUUACAGUGACUUAUUUUUUUUAAAUCAGCAUACAUAUUAGCCUGCAAGAACAAUCCUAAAUGACACAAUUAAACUAUACUACAUAAGAAGAUUGUUUAUUGUGAAGCAUUUACCCCCCUCCAAAUUAUCACAUUUCCAUUUCUUGGUAGAAUAGCCCAUUAAGGGGUAUGAUUCUUAAUUCUUCAUUCUGUCUGUAAAUAGAGCAUUCAUGCUGGAUAAGGUUUUUUUUAUUUUGUUUUGUUUUUAUGUCUUAGACCAUCUUGUGAGGUUAUUUGCUCAUCCCAUAAUACAGUUGUAUGCAGAAAGGUAAAAACUAUGUAAAUGGUUUUUGUGGAAAUUCAGUUGUAAUAUUUUAAAAUGUGGAAUGGUGUUUAUAGGAGAACAUUUGUAAAUAAAGUUGAAUUUCCAAGUCGA